CUCCUCCCCCCCGCUUCCGUCGUCCCCUCCUCCAAGCACACCAUGCUCCGCAGAACAACAUCAUCCUCGCUGAAUCGGAUGACAACGACCUCGAGGACCUCGGCGAAGAAGAUGUUGAACAGCAGUUGGGAUAGCACACAUCCUUGUCGCACGCCCUGUGUCACGAAGAACCAGUCUGAUAGUUCUCCGUCGUCCAUGCGCACCCGGGCCCGCAUUCCAUCGUGGAAUUGGCGGAUGACUUCGAUCAGCUUCGCGGGAAUCCCGGCCCUGGCCAGCACCUUCCAUAGCAUCUCUCGGUCCACCGGAUCAUACGCCUUCUUCAAGUCGACGAAGCACAUGUAGAGCGGUAUUUCUUUCUCCGCCCCAGCUCCUGGAGGCGGCGCACGACGAACAGCGUGUCGACGGUGGAUCGCCCGGGUCGAAAUCCGCACUGUUCCUCCGGGAGGAUGUGGUUGGCUUCGCGGAAGGCGCUUCGACGGUUGGUGAUGAUGUUGAUGGGGACCUCGCCUACGUGAGAUAGUAGCGAAAUCCCCUGUCAACACUUGGUACUGGUCGUCGGUGCACGCGAUUUGACCGGCACUAUGCCGGGCACCGGCACUAUUCAGAAUUGUGCCUGAAUAGUGCCAAACCGGCGCUAUUCAGGGCCUAAAAAUCCCUCUUCAGGACUGUUCGAUUUCAGAGUGCAGCGCUUGCGCUUUGCGGGGCUGACAGGGUACCAAACGAACGGUAUUUGGAUCAAUCGUGAGGUGGGCGACGUGGGCGGGCUUCAUUGAGUUUCGUGAGGCUCUUGGACUGUCGAAAACACGGCAUUAGUCACAUUCAAAUUAACUUGAUUGACCAGAUGGAUUUGUUGCACGGCAGCUGUUCUCUUCCGACCUCAGCGCAAGU
Molecule: messenger RNA, 888 nt
Organism: Ectocarpus sp. CCAP 1310/34
Lineage: Eukaryota; Phaeophyceae; Ectocarpales; Ectocarpaceae
Source: the annotation of a GenBank genome assembly